Messenger RNA from Dendrobium catenatum, 2202 nucleotides. RefSeq names its product lysine--tRNA ligase, chloroplastic/mitochondrial. The record is from RefSeq and is a predicted model, not a curated record. The transcript is spliced from 14 exons. The coding region runs from base 127 to 1875 and encodes 582 amino acids. NCBI's taxonomy places the organism in Eukaryota, Viridiplantae, Streptophyta, Magnoliopsida, Asparagales, Orchidaceae. Gene Ontology annotation, molecular function: lysine-tRNA ligase activity; tRNA binding; ATP binding. Gene Ontology annotation, cellular component: mitochondrion; cytoplasm; cytosol. Gene Ontology annotation, biological process: lysyl-tRNA aminoacylation.
CUCGGAUCGUCACAUGGGGCACAAAAUAAUUUCUCCCUUGCCCUUCCCCGGGGCUGUGUAAUCGGUAUCCCCCCUCCCCAAUUUUAUUUUUUGUUCAUCAACUUUUUUUUUGACCGCGAUCCGCUGAUGGAGGUCCUCAGGACGUGGAUAGCUUCUUCGCAGUUCAUUCGUUUCAACCCCAGCUCUACCUUCGCUUUCGCGGUCAGGGCCAGUGCAAGGGUCCGCUGCUGUUCCUCAGCUUCCUCCGCCGCGACCGACGCCUGUGAGAGAAGCAUCUCGGCGGACGGAAACCAGCGCACCGACCGCCGCCGAAGGAGCUCCUCGUCAACAUCAGACAGAGACUCCAUUCGGGCAAUCCGUCUCCAGAAGGUUGAAGAAUUAAGGAGCAGAGGCUAUGAACCAUAUGCAUAUAAGUGGGACAGAAGUCACAAAGCAAGGCAGCUUCAAGAUAUUUAUGCUCAUUUAGAAAAUGGAGAAGAGUGUAAAGACGACUCCGUAUCAGUUGCAGGAAGAGUUAUUGCCAGUAGAAAGUUUGGUAAACUUGCUUUCUAUACUUUAAGGGACGAAUCUGGAACUGUCCAGCUCUACUUUGAGAAAGGAAGCCUUCCAGAGGAUCAGUUCGAGCUGAUAAAGGCUUAUAUUGACAUUGGUGAUAUUUUGGGAGCAUGUGGCUCUAUAAAGAAGACAGAUAAGGGGGAGCUUUCUGUUUUCGUGAAAUUUGCCAAACUUCUUACGAAGUCCUUGCUUCCCCUUCCUGACAAGUAUCAUGGCUUAGCUGAUGUGGAUAAACGUUACCGUCAGAGGUAUGUUGACAUGAUUGCAAAUCCAGACGUUGCUAAUAUUUUCAGAAUGAGAGCAGAGAUUGUGUCAGAAAUCCGAAAAACCAUGGAUUCUUGGGGCUUUAUUGAAGUUGAAACUCCAGUAUUACAGGGCGCAGCUGGUGGUGCAGAGGCCAGGCCCUUUAUUACGUACCAUAAUUCUCUUGAAAGAAAUCUAUAUUUGAGAAUUGCAACAGAGCUGCACCUGAAAAGAAUGUUGGUUGGGGGAUUUGAAAAAGUUUUUGAGAUAGGAAGAAUUUUCCGGAAUGAGGGCAUCUCCACACGUCAUAAUCCUGAAUUUACUACUAUUGAGAUGUAUGAGGCGUUUUCAGACUAUCAAAGUAUGAUGGACAAGGCGGAGGAAAUCAUUACCAGAUGCGCACUCAGAGUACAUGGAAAGCUUAAAAUUGAUUACCUGGGAACAGAAAUUUGUUUUCAACGACCUUGGAGGAGGGAAACUAUGCACAAUCUUGUUAAAGAAGCUACUGGUGUCAACUUCGGAGAGUUUAAGAAUGAUCUUAAGGCUGCUAAAGAGGCUGCGAGAAAUAUUCUAAAAGCCACAGAAGAAGAUUAUGAUGUUCUGGUACAAGCAUGUCCAUCCGUUGGUCAUGUUCUUAAUGAAGUUUUUGAGAUGAUUGUUGAGCCAAAGCUUCUGCAACCAACAUUUGUUCUCGACUAUCCAGUUGAAAUAUCACCACUAGCUAAACCACACCGAUGGUGUCCAGGCUUAGUUGAGCGGUUUGAGCUUUUCAUUUAUGGCCGGGAGCUUGCAAAUUCAUUUUCCGAACUGACAGAUCCCAUUGAUCAGAAACUUCGCCUUCUGGGGCAAAUAGAACAACAUAAUGAAAAGCGAGCAGCAUUUGCUGAACAGAAACGAGCGAAUGAUGAUUAUUCAUAUGAUGUCUCUCUUGAUGAAGACUUCAUAACUGCGUUAGAGUAUGGCAUGCCUCCAGCUUCAGGAAUGGGACUUGGAAUUGAUAGAUUAGUGAUGCUUCUAACUAAUUCUGCAAGCAUAAGGGAUGUUAUAGCAUUCCCUGUUCUCAAAAUUCAGCAGUAGGAUUAUGCCUUGUAUAUCUUUGGUUAUAUUGGGGAGAUGCUUUACAAGAAAAAGAUAAUUCUUUUGUUAAUUUAUCGCUGGAAGAAAUCAUUUAGUAUCUUCUGUUCAAAUAAAACCAAUGUCAGAAAAAGCUCGAGAAGUUAUCGAAUUUUCAUUCUUUCCUGCUUGACGCGCUACAUAUUUCUUUUUCUCUAUGUAACUGUUGAGGUAAUUGAUACUUUGUAUUCCAUAUGUUGCAGUUUAUUCGGUAAACAAAAGAAAGUUUGUAUGUAUAAUUAUUGAAUCAGUUUUAAAACUAUUUAUUGCACAAAUUAGUUUUUUUUUUCA